GAGUGUCUGAAUCUGCCCACCCCUGCCGUCGACCUUGAGGGCGUGGCGUGUGUCGACCAACCAGAGCCCCGUGGACCUGUGACAUCAUCAUGAUCCCCACCGUGACCCGUAUCCUCCCCUCCAGGGUGUCAUCACCUCUCCUCCUGGUCACCAUGUUGAUGAUGGCGGCCGCCGGCCCUGUCUCGGGGUCGGACGCGGAGACGUGUUUCUCCAGACAGCAUCAGAACGCCACAGUGAAUGUCCGUCAGGCGCUGGCUCGACCAACCACCGUCAUGGACUCCAGAGUCGCCCAAUCAGAGAGAGACUGUGUUCUGGCCUGCUGCUCAGAGGACGUCAAGCCAGGUAGGGAAGAGACAACACACACUAACACACAAUAACACACAAUAACACACAAUAACACGCAAUAACACGCUAUUAACACGCUAUUAACACACAAUACACACACUAACACCCACUACACCCACUAACAAACACUACACACAAUUAACACACACUAACACACACUAACCACACCUAACACACAAUAACACACACUAUCACACACUAACACACAAUAACACACACUAACACACAAUAACAUGUAAUAACACACACUAACACACACUAACACACAAUAACAACACUAAACACACCUAAACAAAAACGACACACCUAACCCACACUACACACAAUACCACACACGACACAAAAAAAACACAUAACAAGUAAUAACACACACUAACACACACUAACACACACUAACACACAACUAACACCACUAACAAACAAUAACACACCUACAUGUAUAACACCACACACACACUAACCACACUAACACACACUAACACACCAUAACACACAUACAUGUAUAACAACACACUAACCACACUAACAACACAUCACACACAAUAACACACACUAACAACAACAAUAACCGUAAAACACCACAACACACAUAACACAACCUAACACACACAACACACAUACACACACUAACACACAAUAACAACACACGACCCCCAAUAACAUGUAAUAACACACACUAACACACAAUAAACACACACUAAACACUAACACACACUAACACGCAAUAACAGCAAUAACACACACCGACACGCACUAACACGCAAUAACCGCAAUAACACGCAAACCACACCUAACACACACUAACACACACUAACCCACUAACACACACUAACACGCAAUAACACGCAUAACACACACUACACCACUAACACGCAAUAACACACACUAACACACCUAACCAACGCAAUAACACGCCAAUAACACAACAAUAAUACACAUAACCACACUAACACACUACCACACAUAACAUCAUAAUACACCAAACACACACUACACCAAUAACACACACUAACACACCUACACACACUAACCACACUAACACACACUAACCCCACAAUAACACACACAAACACCAUAACACACAUAAACAUGUAAUAACAACCCUAAACACACACAACACACAUAACACACAAUAACACACACUAGACCACAAUAACCAAAUAAUACACAAUAACACACACUAACACACACUAACCCACACUUAACACACACUACACCAUAAUACACAUAAGACCAAUACACACCCUCAACACACAUAACACAACCUCAUACACAAACAGCACACACUAACCACAUAAAAACACACACAACACACAAUAACACACACUACACACAAUAACACAACACGAACACACCCUAACACACACUAACCCACACUAACAAACACUAAACCACACUAACACACAUCACCACACUAACACCCACACACACACUACCCACAAACACUAACAGGUACUAACACACACUACACACACUAACACAGCACUAACACAUCAAUAAUACACAAUAACCCCACUAACACCCACUAACACACAUAACACACACUAACACCAUAACCACACUACACACACUAACCCCAUAACACUCACUAACACGCAAUAACAACGCAAUACCCACGCCAGAACAUUUAAUAAACACCAAUACAUAUACAGAAAUCACAUAACACACAAUACACGCUAGUAACACGGCUAUUAACACGCUAUUAACACACAAUAACAAACACACACCAACUACACCAGUAACCAAAAAAAAAAAAUAAAAUCACACACAUAAACACCCCAUUAACACAAUACACACAAUAACACACAACACAAUACACAAAGACCACCGGAUAACACAACACAAACAACAAAAUAAAUGCAAUACCCCGCAAUAACACCCACACACACCACAAUAACCACAAUAACACCCACACACAUAACAACACAAUAACACACAAUAACACCCAAUAACCCCAAACACCACUAACCUACACUAACCCAACCUAACACUAUAAACCACGCAAUAACACGCAAACACACCUAACACACACUAACACACAAUAACACACACUAACACCAAUAACAAACCAACACACACUAACCCCCAAUAACACACAAGAACAGGUAAAUAACCACACUACACACCUAACACACCCUAACACACAAUAAUCACAAUAACACACACUAACAACAAUAACCACACUAACCACACACUAACACCCAAUACACGCAAUCCACGCAAUACACGCAAUAACAUGUAAUAAAACACAAAUACAUAUACAGUAACAUACACAAUAACACACAAUAACACGCUAUUAACACGCUAUUAACACGCUAUUAACACACAAUAACAAACACACACGCAAUAACACACAGUAACCUAAAAUAACACACCAUAACACGCAUUAACACAAUAACACACAAUAACACACACACAAUAACACACAAUAACACAAAAUAACACAGGAUAACACAAACACACAAAAUAACCUGCAAUACCACGCAAUAACACACACACACACACAAUAACACACAAUAACACACACACACACAAUAACACACAAUAACACACAAUAACACACCAUAACAACACGCAAUAACACGCAAUAACACGCAAUAACAUGUAAUAAAACACAAAUACAUAUACAGUAACAUACACAAUAACACACAAUAACACGCUAUUAACACGCUAUUAACACGCUAUUAACACACAAUAACAAACACACACGCAAUAACACACAGUAACCUAAAAUAACACACCAUAACAUGCAUAACACAUACCACCAAUAACCCCCACCACCAAUAACACAAAAUACACAGAUAUCAACACAACACAAAAAAUAACAUCAAUACCAACCAUAACACACACACCCACCCCAUAACCCACAAUAACACAACCACCCACCACUAACACACAAUAAUCACACACACCAUAACCGUACAGCAGCACAUAACACACAAUACACGAAAAAAAACCAUUUAACCAGCAAUACACCAAUAACCACAAUAACACACAAUAACACACAACAACACUUACCACCCAUUACCACCCAAUAACACCCAUUACCACCCAUUACCACCCAUUACCCCCCAUUACCACCCAUUACCACCCAAUACCACCCAUUACCCACCCAUACACCCAUUACCACCCAAUACCACCCAUUACCACCCAUUACCACCCAUUACCACCCAUUACCGCCCAUUACCACCCAAUAACACCCAUUACCACCCAUUACCACCCAUUACCACCCAUUACCACCCAUUACCACCCAUUACCACCAUUGCCGCCCAUUACCGCCCAUUACCACCCAUUACCACCCAAUACCACCCAUUACCACCCAGUCCAGUUAGAGGAGAGACAACGCGGUGGAUCUUUCCAACUGAAGGAUGGUCAGUCGUAAUCCUUCUCCCUGAGCCGAGCCUCCGUGUCCGGCUGUGCUCUCCUCCCCUCAGGUAUAAAGUGCACCCUGGCUGUGUUCAACCCUCACAAGCCCUCUGAGCCUCCCAACAACCACAACUGCCAACUGUUCCACUGCCAGAAUGAGCAGGACUGCCCCCUCCUGGCUGCUGAACAGGGCGUCAACACUUAUGACAUCUUCAAAGGUAAACACAUCUCCCUUCCACUAGAAAGGCUGGGCCUGCUCAACACUAGUGGACUAGAUAGAUAACAAUGGUUCUCAACCAGUGGACUAGAUAGAGAACAAGUGCUCACCACUAGUGUACUAUAUAGCCGGGUGCUCAACCUAGUGUACUAGAUAGAGACAGGUGCCCAACCUAGUUCUACUAUAAUAGAGGAACCGGUGCUCAACACUAGUGGACUAGAUAGAGAACAGGGUGCUCACCACUAGUGUCUAGAUAGAGAACAGUGUCCCAACACUUAGUUGGACUAGAUAGAGAACAGGGUGCUCACCCACUCUAUUCGUACUUCAGAUAGAUGAAACAGUGUUCCUCAAACACUAUUGUACCUAUACGAUCCGAACAGUGGUGCUCAACACUAGUGUAAACUAGACUAAGAACAGGGUGCUCAACACUAGUGUACUCGGUAGAGGAACAUGCGCUCCAGCCAACCCUAUUGUACUAGAUUAGAACAGGUCGCUCAACCCACUAGUGGACUAGGUAAGAACGGUGUCUUUCCAUCCACUAGUGUAACUAGAUAGAGAACAGGGUGCAUGCAACACUAGUGGUACUAGAUAAGAACAGGCGUACCUCGAACCCUAUGUUACUAGAGAGAGAACAGGGGUGCUCAACACAGUGUACUAGAUGAGAACAUGGGCUCAACAACUAGUGACUAGAUAGAGAAAAUCAUGGUGCUAAACACUAGUGGUCCUAGAUAGAGAACAGGUGCUCAACACACUAUGUACUAUAUAGCUCGGCCUCUCGUCAGGUUCUCUGUCCUACACUAGUGUCACGAGUAGAGAAAGGGCGCUCAAUCAGCGCCUGUUGAGUGUGUCACAAGAUGAGACCGGGCGCUCAACACUAGGCUGUACAGAGAGAGCAACAGGGCGCUCAACAGACUAAUUGUAGCUGACACUGUGGACCAAGGGGUGGAUGAACGGCCCCCCCGGACCGGGCGGGGGCGCCAUCGCUAGGUCACACUAGUGACUAGAUAGAGAACAGGCCGCUUCAACACAGUUUACUAGAUAGAGAAACAGGGCGCUCAUCACUAGUCGUCACUAGAUAGAGACCAUGGCGCCACACUAGUGUACUAAUAGCAGAACAGGGCGCUCAACAAACUAACGUGUACUAGAUAGAUACAGGCGCGCUCAACACUAGUGUACUAAAGAGACAGGGCGCUCAACACUAGUGUACUAUAGAGACACAGUGCGCUCAACACUAGUGUACGAAUAGAGACAGGGUGCUCAACACUAGUGUACUAGAUAGAGAACAGGGCGCUCAACACUAGUUGUUCCUAGAUAAGAACAGGGCGCUCAACACUAUUGUACUAAGGUAUAAGAACAGGGCGCUCUCAACAACUAGUGGUACUAGAAUAGAUGAACAGGUGCUCAACACUAGUGUACGAAUAGAGAACAGGGCGCCUCAACACUAGUGUACUAGAUAGAGAACAGGGUGCUCAACACUAGUGUCUAGAGAUAGCUAGACAGGUGCCUCAACACUAGUGUACUAGAUAGAGAACAGGGUGCUCACACUAGUGUACAGAUAGAGACAGGGUGCUCACACUAGUGUACUAGAUAGAGAACAGGGUGCUCCACUAGUGUAACUAGAUAGAGAACAGGGUGCUCAACACUAGUGUGCAUACGGAACACGGGUUCUCACACCUAGUGUACUAGAUGCAGACGUGGCCGCUCAACACUAGUGUUUACUAGUAAGAACCGGCGCGCUCACCUAGUGUACUAGGUAGAGAACUGCGCUCAAACACUAGUGUUACUAGAUAUAUAGAACCGGGUGCUCAACCCUAGUGUACUAGAUAAGAAACAGGGUGCUCAACACUCUGGACUAGAUAGAGAACAGGGUGCUCAACAUAGUUGUACUAGAUAGAGAACAUGGUUCUCAACACUAUUGUACUAGAAUAGAGAACCGGGUGCUCACACUAUGUACUAGAAUAGAGAACAGGGCGCUCAACACUAGUGGUACUCGAUAGAGAACAGGCGCUCAACACGAGUGUCCUAGAUAGGAACAGGGCGCUUAACACGCUAGGGACUAGAAGAGAACAGUGCGUCACCUAGUGUAAUUAGAUGAGAACAGGGCUCUCACAUCUUGACUCGUAUAUAGAAACAGGGCCGCUCAACACUAGUCUAUAUAGAGAACAGGGCGCUCACCACUAGUGUACUCAGAUAGAGACCAGGGUGCUCACCCCUAGUUACUAGAUAGAGAACAGGGCUCUCACACUAGUGUACCUGAUGAGAACAGGGCGCUCAACACUAGUGUACUAGAUAUAGAAAGGGCGCUCAACACUAGUGUACUAUAUAGAGAACGGUCUCACCACUAGUGUACUAGAUAGAGAACAGGGCGCUCUACCCUAGUGUACUAGAUAGAGGAACAUAGGGCGCUCAACACUAGUGUACUAGGUAGAGAACAGGGCGCUCAACCCUAGUGUACUAGAUAGAGAACAGGGGCCAACACUAGUGUACAGAUAUAGAAAGGGCGCUCACACUAGUGUACUAGAUAGAAACAUGGCUUGCUCACACUAUUGUACUAGAUAGAGAACAGGGUGCUCAACACUAUGUUAUACUAGAUGAGAACAGGGUGCCAACACUAGUGUAUACUAGAUAUAUAACAGGGUGCUUCACACUAGUGUACUAAUAGAUAACAGGGUGCUCAACACUAGUGUACUAGAAUAUAGAACGGGUGCUCAACACUAGUGUACUUAGAUAGAGAAACAUGGUGCUCAACACUAGUGUACUAGAUAGAGAACAGGGCGCUAACACUAGUGACUAGAUGAGAACAGGUGCCCAAACUAUGUAAGAUAGAGAACAGGGCGCUCAACACUAGUGAACAGGAAGAGCAGGCUCACUGUGCAAAAGGGAACGGGCUCUCAACAUAGUGUAUAGAUAGAGAACAGGGUGCUCAACAUAGUUCUUAGAGAGAAAGGGCAACAUAGUGAUAGAAAACAGGGUACUAGUAAAAGAACAGGUGAAAAAGGAUGAAAACAGGUGGUCAACUAAGUAACUGUGAUCAACAGGCGCUAACUAGUGUACAGAUAGGCAACAGGGUGCUCAAAAAGUAGGAACAGGGUUAAACAUAGUGUACUAGAUAGAGAACAGUUAAAAAUAGUGGGCUAAAAGAAAGGGGCUCAAAAGAAUAAGAUAGAGACAGGGCUCAACAAGGACAUAGGCUAACAGGGUCUAACAAUGUAUAGUGGAAAGGGCUCAACAUAGUGAAUAGUAAGAACAGGACGAAAAAAAGUGUACAGAAAAAGGCUGAUAGAACGGGUGCUCAACACUAGUGAUUAUAAGAUAGAGAACAGGGCGCUCAAACAUAGUGUCUACAUAGGAUAGGAACAGGGUGUACUAAUAGGAAGAAGGCGCUCAACACUAGUGUACUAGGGAACAAACAGGGCGUAACACUAUGUAUAGUAGAGAACAGGGGCCUCAAAACUAGUGUACUAAAGAAACAGGGCGCUCAACACUAGUGACUACUAAGAACGCUCAACAGUAUGUCAGUAGGAACAGGGGCUAAAACUGGACUAGGUAAGAAGGUAAACGGGGCCAACUAGUGAGAAAGACAGGCGCCAUAAGUACUAGAUAGAGAACAGGGGGUCACAUAGUGUAUAGAUAGAGAACAGGGGCGCUCAACACUAGGACUGAUAGAGAACGGGCGCUCAACACUGGUACUAGAUAGAGAAAAGGGGCCAACACUAGUGGACUAGAUAGGAACAGGGCUCAACACUAGUGUACUAGAUAGAGAAAGGGUGCUCAACACUAGUGGACUAGAUAGAGAACGGGUGUCAACCCCUAGUGAUAGAUAGGAACAGGGUGCUAAACAUAGUGUACUAGAUAAGAGAACAGGGCGUCUCAACACUAGUGUACUAGAUAGAGAACAGGGCGCUCAACACUAGUGUACUAGGUAGAGAACAGGGCGCUCAACACUAGUGUACUAGAUAGAGAACAGGGUGCUCAACACUAGUGUACUAGAUAGAGAACAGGGCGCUCAACACUAGUGUACUAGAUAGAGAACAGGGGUGCUCAACACUAGGUACUAGAUAGAGAACAGGGGCUCAACAUAGUGUACUAGAUAGAGAACAGGGCAGCCAACCUAGUGUAUAGAUGAGAGACAGGGUCAACACUAGGUACUAGAUAGAGAACAGGGGCUCAAACAUAGUGUAUAUAAGAGAACAGGGUGCUCAAACACUAGUGUACUAGAUAGAGAACGGGCGCUCAACACUAGUGUAUAGAUAGAGAACAGGGUCUCAACACUAGUUAUAGUAGAGAGACAGGGUGCUCACACCUAGUGUACUAGAUAAGAACGGGGCUCAAACUAUGUCUGAUAGAGAACAGGGCGCUCAACACUAGUGUACUAGAUAGAGAACGGGGCUCACACUAGUGUACUAGAUAGAACAGGGCGCUAACAUAGUGUACUAGAUAGAGAACAGGGUGCUCAACACUAGGUACUAGAUUAGAAAGGAGCGCACAACCUAGUGGACUAGAUAGAGAACAGGGUGCUCAACACUAGUGUACUAGAUAGAGAACAGGGUGCUCAACACUAGUGUACUAGAUAGAGAACAGGGCGCUCAACACUAGUGUACUAGAUAGAGAACAGGGUGCUCAACACUAGUGUACUAGAUAGAGAACAGGGCGCUCAACACUAGUGUACUAGAUAGAGAACAGGGCUCAACACUAGUGUACUAGAUAGAGAACAGGGUGCCAACACUAGUGUACAGAUAGAGAACAGGGUGCUCAACACUAGUGUACUAGAUAGAGAACAGGGCGCUCAACACUAGUGUACUAGAUAGAGAACAGGGCGCUCAACACUAGUGUACUAGAUAGAGAACAGGGCGCUCAACACUAGUGUACUAGAUAGAGAACAGGGUGCUCAACACUAGUGUACUAGAUAGAGAACAGGGUGCUCAACACUAGUGUACUAGAUAGAGAACAGGGCGCUCAACACUAGUGUACUAGAUAGAGAACAGGGCGCUCAACACUAGUGGACUAGAUAGAAAGUGCUCACCUAGUGUACUAGAUGAGAUAAGGGUGCUCAACACUAGUGUACUAGAUAGAGAACAGGUGUCAACACUAGUGUUAAAUGAUACAGACGGGAUACCUGACUAGUCCAAACACGGCGCUAACCCUAUGUACUAGAUAGAGAACAGGUGCAACACUAGUUACUAGAUAGCAACACAGGGACCAACACUAGUACUAGAUAGAGAACAGGCGCUCAACCUAGUGUACUAAUAAGAACAGGGUGCUCAACACUAGUGUACUAGAUAGAAACAGGGGCUCAACACUGACUAGCACAGAACCAGGCUCAACUAUGUACUAAUAGGAACAGGGUCCACUAGGUCAGACAACAUCUCAACCUAUUACUAGAUAAGCCAGUGCUCAACCUAUGUACUGUAAGAACAGGGGGUCCGUGUCGCACCUUAGUCUUUGUGCUCUUGUCUUGUUGUUGUUGUUGUUGUUGUUGUGUUGUGUUUUACAGAGUCCUUCAUCUCUGCGUGAGUCAUGUUCUGAUGUCAUGUUUUCCAAGGUCUGAUUCAUCCCACCACGGAGAUACCUACUCCACCUUCCACAACCCGACCAGCUACUCCUACUACUACUACUGCUACUGCUACUGCUACUACUACUACUGCUACU
Molecule: messenger RNA, 9577 nt
Organism: Coregonus sp. 'balchen'
Lineage: Eukaryota; Metazoa; Chordata; Actinopteri; Salmoniformes; Salmonidae
Source: the annotation of a GenBank genome assembly